This is a messenger RNA of Phytophthora sojae, 906 nucleotides long. RefSeq lists its product as hypothetical. The record is from RefSeq and is a predicted model, not a curated record. NCBI's taxonomy places the organism in Eukaryota, Oomycota, Peronosporomycetes, Peronosporales, Peronosporaceae. Bases 1 to 906 code for a protein of 301 amino acids. The transcript has a single exon.
AUGGGAGGCAAGACCGUUGUGGGCACGCGACUGCACUGGCACAGCCACUCGCAGCGCGAGCGGAUCGACGUCGACAAGGUGCUGGGGCAGGUGCGGGCGUUUUGCGCGCGCGCAGCGACGUACUCGGACGGCGGCAUCCUGAUCGCCGUGGGGCUGCCAGCAGCGCUCGCCGACUCCAUCACAGCCGCUCGUUCGUCGGAUGAUGCGACCCCUUCGUCCAGCGCCUUCAUCGACUCUGUGCGCGACUUCAUGGCGCGACUGAAGAGCGACGUAGACUCAGGGAGCAUGGCUGGCAACGUGGAGGUCAUCUCGAUGCUGCACUGGGGCAAGUUCGUGCCUGCCCUGAACGCGUUGAUUGGUACGGCGGCUGACCACUUCCCCGACGCCGACACUCUGCUACUGCAGUCUCUGGAGAUCAAUGUGGACGCAGCGAGUGUGGCGUCAUUGCUCUCUCACUUUGAUCUCAAGCGCGAUCUCGUGGUGGGCGCGGCUCUGCCUGGACACGAGUUUCAGCCGGAUUCGGCAGCCCAACCGGUUGAGCUGAGCGGCUUGACGUCGCCGUGGAAUACGCUGGCGCUGUGGAACUUGGAGCAACUGACGAAGGUGGGCUUUGCGCUCAUGGGAGACGCGUUGCGCCUCGAGGUCGAUGGGAUCGGAUCCGCCGCGGGCAUCGAGGAGGUCGCCACCAUCGCCAUGUACCAGCAGCUCUACGCGAACAGCACUUCACCCACGACGGCGAAGCUGGUUAGAGUGCCCAGCAUCGCGUGGCAAGUGGAUGGACUUGACGACCCCGAGCGUCUCGCGUGGCACAAGAAGAAGAUGGCGAGCAAGCAGCAACGCGCUGCGGCUCAACUUGCCCAUUUCGGCGGCGUUGCUCCAGGUCGCGUGUACCACUUGGAGGCUUGA